AUGGACUUUUUUUAUCUCACCGGUGUCCGGUCCCUUUAUCGAGACCCAGAAUUACCAACAAUUUCCACUGCCACUGAUUUUUCUUCUUCGGAAAAGUUGGUUGAUUCCAAUUACAAGUACCAACCAAGACACACUUUUAUAGGAGUAGUUUGGAUUCCACGAAGUUUUAAGUUGACUCUCGAGGGCGGGGCCAAGUCGCGAAAUGUAUUUGCCUGCUUGGGGAAGACUGGGGCCAUUACCUUGAGGGCAGGUGGCUUGAGGUUAGCGGUUAUUGCACGUUCCACUCCUCGUAUGAAGAGGAGAGCAAGAGAGGUGUCUAUGGCCACGAAUGCCGGAUAUGCACGAAUGAAAGAUGCAGAUAAACAAUGUCCGUGUGGGUAUUUUGUUAAAGUAACCGAGGCUAAAUCUAAUAAGACUAAGUUUGAAGAGGCAACACAAUCUAGAUUUGCAAGUUUAUCACUAGCUGCCACAAUGAAACCAGAGUCCAAGAAAAAUCGCAGUGAAAGUACCAAAAGUUCAGAAGGCAAUACUGCUUCACCUUCAUGUUACGACUUAACAGCUCUUUCACAAGCUCUUGAUGAUGAAGCACCUGUAAAUAACAAUAACGAUAAAUCUUCUUUUGACCUGAGCAACAUAUCAGAGGCACUUAAUAAUGUAGCUAUGAAAGAGAAGAAAAGGCUACUAGUGUUGAGAUCAAUUGCUCAGUCACAGGAAGAAGCGAAAACGAGGCAAAUAAGAGCAAGGAGACUACGUUAUAUUUGUGAAACAUUGAGAACGAGAAAGAUGGCAGGUGAAAGAGUGCACGGAGAGAUUAAAUGUUUUCCUACUCCUGCCUUUAGUUUGGCUGAUACGGACCGGUGGUUACAUCCUGGGAGUUCAAUUUUGGGGAUGGAUCAAAUGGUGGCAAUGUCAAGUCUUAGCAGGUGUUUGGCUGUUUGGCACAACAGUGGUGGAGUUCUUGACCUUUAUGAUCCAAACAAUCUCCAACUCAAAAACCCUACAACAACAACAAUGCCCCUCUUCACAAAUAUCGAACUUCUUGAACCCUCACUAUCUUUACUAGAUUACACUAUGGUUUAUCGAGAACCCCAUCUCUCUUACCCCCUCUUUGAUGCCAUUUCUUCAACUUUUGAGCUUUUUGACAAUGUUUUAGAUUUAGCCCACUUUGAGAGAAGAACCCCAUUUUCGUCAUGUUAUAGGACGAUCAGGUCCACUUCUGGGUCAACCAGCUUGUAUGAUCGGGUCACUGUUUUGGAUUUGGAGGCAUUUCACCCGGUUUUUAAUGAUGCUUCAGAUAGGAAGUACACGUGGACGGAUGAGAUUAAGUGUCCACAGAAAAAGUGGCUUGGCCAGAAGUACAAAGUGACGGCUGAGAUCAAGGGGUCUGAGAUUGAUCGGAAGUAUAAAUAUACAGCUGAGAUAGAGAGUCCGGAGAAGAUUGGUUUUGACGGGAAGUACAAGUGGUCGGCUGAGAUCAAAGGGGAGAAGCAUGACAAAGGGCAAAAACACAAGGAAGUCUCGAUCAAGAUCAAAGAGCCAGAAUCUGGUGCUGUAGUCUGUACAAAAGACAAGAAGAAGGCCACGCGUCUUGUGGAGAUUGAAGAGCCACUAGAUCAAGGUGCCAUCUAUCUGCGACAGGCGUUUGCUAAGAGAGCCGAAGCUGUGGCUAGAGCAAGAGGGAAAACGAAGAUACUGAGCCCAGAAGCUGCAGCAUUGAUGAUACAGGUGGGCUUCAGGACCUAUCUGAUCCGUCGAUCACAAGCGCUUCAAUCAUUACGUGAGUUGGCAAUCACAAAAGCUAAGUUAAAUGAGAUUAGAACGCUGUUUAACAACUUCACUUACCGAAGGUGCAUAGCCCGUGAUGUAGAGGAGCGUAAGCGCUUUGCUGAGAGGAUCAUCGCGCUUCUCCUCUCUGGUGCUGAUCUUAUGGUUCGAGCGGUGAGGAGGUCAAUGCUGGAUGAGUUGGAGGCAAUGCUUGAUUUGGUAGGCCCUCAUCCUCCUGGGAAAUUAGGUUUCUUGAAGAGUAAGAAGUUUGAGUGGGCUGAGAAUAGCUUUCUGAGAGAAAUUGCAGCUGGGGUGGCUGAUGUUAUCCAAAUGCUUGAUCAAGAUGAGAAGUCUGAUAAUGCUACCUUUCAAGUUUGUUUGUGA
Molecule: messenger RNA, 2148 nt
Organism: Dovyalis caffra
Lineage: Eukaryota; Viridiplantae; Streptophyta; Magnoliopsida; Malpighiales; Salicaceae
Source: the annotation of a GenBank genome assembly